Molecule: messenger RNA, 17082 nt
Organism: Brienomyrus brachyistius
Lineage: Eukaryota; Metazoa; Chordata; Actinopteri; Osteoglossiformes; Mormyridae
Gene: zbtb20
Product: zinc finger and BTB domain containing 20
Exons: 5
Coding region: 503-2596 (697 amino acids)
Biological process (GO): regulation of immune system process; regulation of cytokine production; negative regulation of transcription by RNA polymerase II
Molecular function (GO): protein binding
Source: RefSeq, a predicted model, not a curated record
AUGGAGUCACUUUCAGUGCUCCUCAGUGCUAUGAAAUGUGGGUGUGCAAUGUAAUGAUUGGGUCAUUGUAAUGUUAAACGAUUUAUUCCCCAACCUACGCGCUUGGAGAGAGUAUUUUCUGUUCCAAUCGUCAAUGAAAAGGCGUGACUAUCCGAAAUAUUCGACGAAUAGUGAAAAACGGGCGGGAACUGGAUGUACUGGUUGAGGUCUUUUGCCUAGGUAGGCUGCAGCGUGUGUUUAUUGAUGAGAUGAAAGAAGAUGGAAGUGAGAAAUGAAACAAAGUAAAAAAAUAUAUUAAAAAACUCAUACUCUUGCCUGGUGAAAAACGGGGAAGGAGUGACGGGCAAUCGCAACAACAGCACGAAAACAAGUUUAGAGUAAAAGUUUUUGAAGAAAGUUAUCAAGGGCUGACCACAGAGGCUAAGAUCAAUUUGAAUAAAUUCUGUUUGAGGUCACCUCCUUGAGUAUUGUGAUUUCCCUUGGUGAUAUUAGGUGCAAGGGGAUGACAGAGCGGGUUCACAACAUAAAUCUCCACAACUUCAGUAAUUCUGUACUCGAGACCCUCAAUGAGCAGCGUAACCGCGGACACUUCUGUGACGUGACCGUUCGCAUCCACGGGAGCAUGCUGCGAGCUCACCGGUGCGUGCUUGCUGCUGGAAGUCCCUUUUUUCAGGACAAGCUACUCCUGGGUUACAGUGACAUUGAGAUCCCUUCUGUAGUAUCAGUACAGUCCAUUCAGAAACUGAUCGACUUCAUGUACAGCGGGGUGCUGCGCGUCUCGCAGUCCGAAGCCUUACAGAUCCUUACCGCUGCCAGCAUUCUGCAGAUAAAGACUGUCAUUGAUGAGUGCACCCGUAUAGUCUCACAGAAUGUGGUCUUGGGUGGGACUAGUGGCUUCCCCUUCAUUCGAGAGGACUCUGUACAGGAGACCCCCAGAGGUACCCCAGAGUCGGGAAGUUCGGGGCCUAUCAGCGACACGGAGUCGGGGUACAUGCAGCCUUCAUCGCAGCAAAGUUUGGAGCGUGUCUACACGUCUCUCUACUCCUGCUCUAGCAUCUCGUUGCAGAACGGCACCCGGGAGCAGUCGUUCUUCGGCGGAUCCAUCGUAGGCAGCUAUGACUCUGCCUCCGCGGCACAGAAAGACCAGAACGGACAGGAUCCAUCCUGGGUUACUCGCAUCCACGAAAGGACGCAGCAGAUGGAGCGUUUUCUCUCGACCCCGGAAACCACCCACUGUCGAAAACAGCCGCGACCGGUGCGCCUUAAGACGGACAGCAUGCACAUAAAGCAGGAGGUGGAGGAUGAUUACGGCUGUUUCGGACAGGGCCGGGAGCUGGAGGAAUGUGUGGAGGACGCUGAUCAAACCGAAGGAGCUGAGAGUGAGCCCAAGGGAGAGAGCUUUGACUCUGGUGUAAGUUCAUCCAUCGGCACAGAGCCUGACACAAUGGAACAACAAUACUUGUCAGGCUUUGGAAGAGAAGGUACUGGGGAGGUCCUGCAAGGGGACGAGCCUCCUUUACAAAUAGAGGUGACUGACUCCUCCCCAGAACAGAUGAAUGAUGUUGACGAUAGAGGCACAUCACAUAACACAGGGGAGCUUAGUCUCGGGCAGACGCCUGCAAAUACCAUCAUAUCGCAGUCGCUGCCCAGUACGCAACUCUACAUACGUCAACCCGACUCUCUUACCAGCAACCUGAGAAUGCCUCUGACCUUGACCAGUAACACCCAGGUCAUGGGAACUGCUGGGAACACCUACUUGCCCACUCUCUUUGCCACACAGUCAGCUGGAGGCAACAAGCCCUUUCUGUUUAGCCUACCGCAGUCUAUGGGGGGUCAGCAGCCCCAGUUUGUGGCCGUGCCUCCUCCCAGUAUGCCCCCUUUUCCUAACCAGAUCGCAGCCCAGCAGCCCUCGACGCCGCAACAAGCUGGUGGAGGAAUGGGCCAGGGUGAGAAGAAGCCCUACGAAUGCACUCUCUGCAGCAAAACAUUUACUGCCAAACAGAACUAUGUAAAACACAUGUUUGUGCACACCGGUGAGAAACCACACCAGUGUAGCAUCUGCUGGCGCUCGUUCUCCCUGAAGGAUUACCUAAUAAAACACAUGGUGACACAUACAGGGGUGCGUGCCUAUCAGUGCAGCAUCUGCAACAAGCGCUUUACCCAGAAGAGCUCUCUCAACGUGCACAUGCGCCUGCAUCGCGGAGAGAAGUCCUACGAGUGUUACGUUUGCAAGAAGAAGUUCUCCCACAAAACCCUGCUGGAAAGACACAUGGCACUACACAGCACAGGUGGGAGCGGAAUGACAGGGGUUCCUGGGGCAGGGCCGGGGGCAGGGGCAGGGGCAGGGAGCCCCGUCUCCAUUCCUGUGCCCAUGGCCGUCUCGGAACCUGGUGCUGGAGCUGUGACCCUGUCCAUUCCUUUGAGCGGAGGAGCCGGAGUGGGGGUGGCGGCAGGGGUCGGUCCGGCGGGCAUGGGCGUGGCAGCGGAGGCUAGCUGCCAGGAGGGCACCACUUACGUGUGUUCGGUAUGCCCGGCCAAGUUUGACCAAAUUGAGCACUUCAAUGACCACAUGCGAAUGCAUGUGUCUGACGGAUAAGUACAAAAGCAAAGAGGACUCAUAGAAAGGCACUAGAUUUUUUUUUUGUUUCUUUUCCUUAUUUUGGGGUAUGAAGAGAAAUGAGUAUAGACACUGGCACAUUGUGUUUCCCAGACAAAACUAAAUUCUUUUUUGGUACUCUAAAAAAAAAACAAAGGAUGGUGGCCUUAAGGCUUAUGUAGUUCAGCGUCGGUCCACUGGAUGGACCCCUCACUACAGGCCUCCAAAUGUAUCCUUUCCUCCAAUAGUCAUUUAUGUGUUGAACACCACCAAAAGGCCUACUAUCUCUAAAAAAAAACAAUAUACACAAAUUUAUAUACACAAGCACACACACGAAACACACAAAUACCCAUAAAGCAGUACAAAAGUAGACCUUUUCCUAUACAGACCAUUUUGGACACUCUACGAGUCCAAACGUACUGUGGUAUGUGACUUCCUUCAAAAGAAUUUUUAAGUACCUGGCUUGUACUUUGAUUAAUUUAAAAAAAAUAUCAAUUGUCACAAAUUUGCCUUUUGUAUAGAAUAAGAAAAGGGGAGUUAUCAGUAUGACACUGGGUUAUUUAUUAUAAUGCUAUUAAGGGUUUACAUUGCAGCUAUUGUUAGAUACAAGUCAAUUUUCGUAAUUGUACAAUGUAACUUCCUGAAAGCGGUGAAAGAGUGAUCGCUCACUUCUUUGAUGCAUUUUGAUGGUUCUGGGAAAGUUUACGAGAUAGCAAUUUGUUUAUAUAACAGUAUUUGAGCAUUUUAUUUUAUUUUUAUUUUUGCUUUCACUGCCACUAAUACCUUAGAAGACUGUUAAGGCUAAUUAUUGACCUCUUCCAGUUAGAAAAUGUGAGCUUAGAAGAGUAGAAAGUUUUAAAAUAGAGGUUUUUUUUUAAUCAUUUUUAUAUUUUUGUUUAAGGACAUUAAGUUUGCAGUUUGGCCAGCAUUAUACUUGUAUAUGCCGCCAAUUAUUGUCUUCAUUUUAAUUGCUGCUCCUUUAUUGCAUUAAUUAACUUGCUUCAGACUGUUAUCAGCUGCUGUUUCCAUUUUUUUUUUAAUCAUGGUUUUCAGAUUCACUUAAAGGUUUGCCAAGAAUGAAGAUCACAGCAGUAGUCUGGAUUAGAUCAAGAAUUAUCAUGUUCAUUUUAAUCUCCCCACAAAAAAAAACUACAACCGUGUCUCUGAAAACCUCUGCUUUUCCUCUUAGCAACUGCAUGACUGAUGACUAGGCAGUUCAAAGUAAAUGCACUACUUCUGAUACACUAGCACCACCUGGUGGAUAAAAGGGGAGUCUGUUUUUCUUAGCAGAAAAUAAACUCGGAUACAGAAGGAAGGCCUUUAUGUUCCAAUGUUUCAUAUUAUUAUUAUUAUUGUUAUUAUUAUUAUUAUUGCUGUUGUUGAUGUUAUUGUUAUUGGUGUUGUUUUGUGAUUAAUAAUUAUAAUGGCAAUGACAAUAAUAAUAAUAGUAGUUGUAUUAUAUGAUUUGCUUUCAGAAUACUACCAAUAUAACAAACCCUAAAGAUGGAUAUCACAAUUACAUAAUAAGUACAUUCCCAUUUUUGGAAGUUCACAUAGAAAUACGAAGGCGGAGUGUGACGUUUUGAAUUUAAUGGGUUAUUUAUGUGUCACUCAAUCUCUCGGAUACUUGUUGCUUGUUGUAUUCCAUCAAGGCGAAGAAAUAAUGUUUCUGAAAAACACAACUGCCUAUGGUUAAAAUCUACAGAUUUUGCUCAUUAUUUGAGUAAUGGAUAUAGGUUGGAUAAUCUAGGAAAAAAAAUCAUUACAGGCUGCAAUUAGUGUGUCUUUUCCUUUUAGGAAAUUCACUAAAUUCUAGACGAAAACAGUGCGACGUUGCGCAUAUCAUGCAAAUGCCUGCGCUUGAUAUUGUUUAGUUUAAUAAAGGAAUUCUGGUGUUUUGUUAAUUUUUAAAUUAAAUAUUUUUCUUUAAAGCUUGAGAGAAGGACUGCAUUGUUUCCCUGCAUAUAUGUUGCACUGCUUAAACCAAUAAGUGCACUACUGUUACCAGAGUUGUUAUAGUUUUAGAGAAAAAUAAUAUUUUUUUUAAUUAAUGUUUUUAAGAUUUAGAAUUCAUUUUGUGUUAGAAUAGCUUUGUUCUUUUUAUAUAAAGUAAAUGUUUCUUAGCUUUUGUUAUUUCUUGCUAUGUAUGUAUUCACUUGUGCAGUAUUUGUGCAAGCAUUUUCCUUUGAAUCUGAACCAUUUUGUGACUUUGUAGGAUUUUUCUUCUCAUUUCUUCCUGUUCUUUUCAGUUAAUUCCCCAUUAACAGCAAUUAUUGUCAUGCAUUAGGUAGAGCAGUUCUGUUUUUAAUAGCAUUCAUACCAAACUCUGUAAAGCACACACAAAAAACAACAAAAAAAAUCUAGUUAGAAAAAAAAAAAUCAUACUCACUGUUUUUCUGCACGUGUGGCUAUACCUGAUGCUAUGUAGUUUAUUAUCUGUUUUUUUUUUUUGUACAGCAUUUCACAUUCGCUCUGGAAAAUGUGUACGCUUCUGUGUGUGUGCGUGUGUGUGUGUGUGUGUGUGUGUGUGAGAGAGAGAGAGAGAGAGGGAGAGAGAGAGAGAGAACGUGAUGUAUUUGUCCUAGUCCAGGUGUGAUUUCUGAAAAGUGGGGCUUCCUUUGCAAUAUACAGUGCAGGUACUGAUGAGAGAUAGCUGUCUUAGAUAUAUCACUGUUCUCAGCAUCACUGAUUAUAUGCGGUGUCUUGUCAUGCACAGUUUUGAACUCCUCCGUGAAAUCUUUAAAUAGGCCUUCUGUUAAACCCUGCCCUUUCGUUGAAAGAAAAUAAAUAUUUUCCAUGUUUAAUUCCUGUUUUAGUUUUGCUGAAUUUUAACUGGAUACGGAAAGUAGCAUUUAGAAAGACCCUAUUGCACUAAAUAUGUUUAAAUAUAUCCAGCUAUUUAAAAUGGAAAAUUGAACAUGUCUAGUAACUUGUUUAUUAAAAUACCAAAUUCACACUCUGUGGUGGCUUCAUCUAGUAAUGUGGCACACGUUUCUGCGUGGUGUUUUCCAUUUUAGAAAGUGUAUCUAUGUCGUGUAACAAAAAAAAAAUAACAAAAACGAAAAAAACUGACCACAACUGUAACUUUCGUAAGCUAACGUGUGUGGGUAUUCUUACAAUCCAUAAACUGUGACUGCCUUCAGUACAGUAAAAUUGCCAGAGAUACAUUUAAAGUCUCCAUUAUGGAUAUUUUACUGUGUCAUUAUCUGAUUAUUCUGAUUUUUAAAGUUGAUUAUAACAAAUUUUGCCAAGAAUUUUGAAAAUCUUUUUGAAAGGUCGUGGCAGUGGCGCUGCAUUUUAGGACAAAACCAUGAAAUUUAUACUUAUUGGAGUUAAAUUCAUACGUUAUGCAAUGCUUACAGCACUUAAUUUACUUUAUAUUUCUGAGCAGUGAUACAUGGUGCCUGUGUUGACCCAGCCUUACAUGGUCCUUAAAUUGAAGUAAGCAUUCACAACAAAGUGAAUUAUGGGGGGAAAAAAAAUCCCAUAAAUUUAAACUAUAUAACUAGAGGAAAAAAGCUAAGUGGUGAUGUAUAUAUCACCAUGUGAACGAGAAAAGUCUACUAAUAUGCAGAUGCCUUAUUAUAAAACCAUUGAAAACUAAUAACUGGAAAGCAUAGGUGAGAUGAGCCUUAACUAUAGACAAACAGCUUUCAAGCAUAAAAUAUAUGCAAUCAGUAUUCCUUUUUGUAAAAAAAAAAACUUCCUUGACACUUGAAACUUGAGGCACUACCACAAAGAUCAGAAAAUUGUCACUGCCAGCGGUAGUGUGCAGAUCAAAUCCCAGAAGUAUAUCAUAUAUAUGUGUAUAUAUAUGCGAUAUAUCUCAUCAGCGUUUUUUCUUUCAAAAAUCCCACAAACAUGUCAUUGUACGUUUUAUUUAUGGUUAAUAAAAGGAGACGCCUAAGUAACGUGAGUAAACGUUUUCUUUUUUUUUUUUUUUGAACUUUUGCUAUUUAAAGAAAUACCUUGUUUCUAUUUUCACAUAAUUGUCAACCGUAAUACAGCCUAAAAAAAAACGAAUCUGUGGAUGCUAUGAAAUUUGUUCAUCCUAUAAAAUAGUCAUAGGGCUCUCACCUUGUCUUAAAAACAAAAAACGCUUAAAAUCUGUAAUUUCUUCAACAUUUUUCUUAAGUGUAUCUGCUUAGGUUUCUCAUAGUGUUAGAAACUCAUUGUUCAUUCAUUGAAGUCGAUAAACUGCCAAAUUGAAGUGUAAUGGGCUCUUAUCUGUAGGCAAAUUUUUUUUUUCCCACGGACAGGAAACACGUCUCUCACCUGUUUGUUUAUUAAUAAUAACCCCUCUCAUUAGAAAAAUGGACAGCAAGCUUACUCACAGUCUGAUUAUGCUGCUUUAGCAAUGGUUAGAGAUCAUUGACAUUGAUGUGAUAAUUGUUUGUUACAUAUUUUACCGCAUGUUACUGUGUUACAUGUAUGGCCUGAGCUUUUAAAACUUGAAGAUAAAAAGAAAAAAAUCUCUCUCCACUUUCCUCAGACCCAGAUUUUCUACAUAAAUAUUUAUUAAUAGGCAUAGCCUCUUUCAGGUACUUUUUUCAGCCUUGAGUGAAACUUAAAACUGAAAUCAAUAACUUAACACAAUAAUUGCUGGAUGAAUAGGAUGGAUUGGCAUGUCCUGCUGUAAGUGAAACGGCUGCAUUUAGUGCAUGUGUGAGUUCCAUUUAAAGGGUACCUAUUUGACCUGAGGUCAGAAAGCAUCUGAGUGAUUGAUACUGUCUCAUCAGGUCAAUAUUUGAAAGAAACAAACCGAUGCUAAAUUUUGACAUUAUUCUUAUAAGUAAGGAAAGUGCUACAGAACCACUGCAUAUACUCCAAAUGUACAACGUAGACCUUAAAUAUUUUAACUCAUAUGUUUUUAAUUUAAACAAAUCUCCACUGAUACAAAUAGGUUUCAGUCAUUGCUUCCUGUGCCGUUUUGUCAUGCAUUUACAGAACACAUUCAUAUAAACAAUUUAGCAAAAAUUAUGUUCUCCGUUUUAACCAAAACAUUAUUUGGUCUUGCAUGUUGUAUUUACACAAGAUAGACAAACAUUGUAUAUAUACACAAUUUGCUUCAUACCUUUUGUGCAGUGAAUUUGAAUUAUAUUUGUCUAUUAUUUGUUUAGCUGUAGUUUUCCUCUAUAUUGGUUUUCUUUGCAUUUACGAAAUUGCAGAUUUUUGAAUACAGUAUUUAGUGGGUAAAGGAUAAUAAGCCAUUAAUGUCUCUACAUGGGCAAGCUUUCAGAUAUGGAAGUUUUUUCUAUAUGAAAUUGGACACGACUGAAAGUUAACAUUUUGCACUGAAUGCAAAGAAAAUUGUUACUGUGAUAAAUUUUAAUUGAGGACAAUAUGGUAAAAAUGUAUGCGUUUAAUUUCUGCAUGGUGAAAUCAUUUUGUAUCUCCUGAUUUCACAGCGCCAUAGAAAUAUCCCCUGAUUUGGAAUUCUAUAAUAAUAAUAAUAAUAACAAUAAUAACAAUAAUAAUAGUUGGUUUAACUGCACUAAAAGUCACAUUUUAGUACUGAGGUGAGCAGAUCUUCCUAUUUUAAAACAUACAAUUUAACAUGGAUUGUCUUUUGGGAGACCUGUUAGUACAGUAGCUGACAUACCCCUAAAGGUAACUGUUAACUUAUCAGUGAGAUUGAUUGAUUAUUUUAGUUUUUCUGUUUGUGUGUGGCUGAUGUUUUUUUCUGCGUGAUUUUAUCUGCUUUUUAUUUGAUUUGUAUUCAAUGACUAUGGUAAAUAUCUACAAUUCUCAACAUAGCAUUAUGUACCAGUUGAAUUAAUGGGCACCAUUACUAUUUACUUCAGUAGUACCACUUCACAAGCCAAUAAACUCAUAUUUUGUAUUUACACAAGUCUUUUACUAUGAAAUACUUUUUACAGGCACUAAACUUUUAAUCCAUCAACAUAUCUUACAGAUUAUAAGGAUGGCUUAAGAUGUAAUACUUUCUUGCAAGCUUUUAUAAACUAGUGUUAAAGUAUAUUGGUAGUCUAUGUAUCAAGUGCCUAUUUGUAUAGAAUAAAGUCCUUUUCCUUAGUAGAUGUUUAAAAUAUCACAAUUUACCAUUCAGCAUAUUAUUGUAACAUGUAUUUUAAUGUACAGUAUACAUUUAGAAAAUGUUGGCAAGUUUUUUUUUUUUCCCGAGAAAUCAGUACUUACAAGUCUAUCUAAAAAUAACCGGUCGUCAUACUUCUAAAUUACGAAGCAGCAAUAAGAAACAAACUGGCAUAUGAAUCUUUUUAUUUAAACAAAUGUGUAUUUUAGUGGAAUAAGCAGUGCAUGUUUACGUUUGGAUGGAAGCAACAUUGCAACAUUUAAGUAUUUUUAUUUAUAUCCUGUUUGAUAUAUUUACCAUUGAUCGCUGAUUUUAGCUUUGUAAUUUCCCUGACUUGUCACACGUCACAUUUUUUAACAUUGUGCAGUUAUUAAUGUGUCAUUUCUCUUUGCUCUUCCUUACAAUAAUAAUAUUUGAUGGUGCAGAAUAACCAAAGCAGAAUCAUUAACAGGAUUUUUGUUGAUCUUUCCUAAUUAAUAUCUUUUAUAUUUGGUUAUUGUUGAAUCUAGCUGACAAUAACAGUAUUGUAAAUUUUAAAACUGUAUACUUCCCUCAAAUAAUUAUUUAUUUAAAAUAUACCAUUUUAGUUUAUUUUUUUUAAAUCAUGUUUACCGUGUUUUUAGGAUAUUUCUCCCCCAGCAUUUUACUUUUAAUUAAGAAUUAUGACAUUAUGUAUCGUUAAGAAAAUCAUCUGUUGCUUUAAAGCUGCGCUUUUGCCCUUAACAUUAAUAAUGGUAAUAAGCAAGUAUACAGUUAUUUUCAGUAUAUAUUAAUUCCAAAAGUAACUGCAAUCACAAUUGUUAAAAAAGAGAAACAGCAAUGGAGGUCUAACUGAAGAAUGAUUAAACUCAUAGUCAUAAUCAAUGGUGCAUUAAUUUCAGUGCUUUGUGAAAAACAAAUACAAAUUUUAUUGUAUCCUGAACCGUAACAUUUAUCUUUGUAUUAACUAACUUGAAACAUGCAUAACUUUACUGCCCGGAAGUGACUUCUCGUACAUUGCUUAAAUAUGAAUGAAUAUACACGGAUAUGAAAAUCCUGUACAUAAAAGCCUGACCUAAACCCGUGGAAGCAUGAUGGUACGCUUUUCCUGCAGAUCCUUUGGCAUCAUCACAGUUAUCACUCAAACUGUCCAAACCGCAUCCCAUGAAGCCAUUAAAAGUUGUAACAUUUUUAGAGAUUCAUAGUAUCUUCAAUAAAUCUAACGCAGCUUCACAUUCAAUUAUUCAAAAAAAAAAAAAAAUGCUGUACGAAAUGCAAAUCAUUUAAUCUGAUUUUUCCUACAGUGAAUUACAAUAUGAGCAGUUUGAAAUUGGUAUAUAUAUAUAAAAAAAAUGAACAAAGUACAAGGAAACAUGACAACAAUGUAACCGAAAGUCAUUGUUCUGGGGAGAAACAUUAUAGAUUUUAUCAAUACAAAGUGUAAUGUAUCCUAACCUUCUCUAUGUGUGAUUUAGAUUGAUUUAGGUCCUGUGUAUGAUCUUUGAUUCAUCAGAUCAAAUAUAUAAACAGAUAGUCUGUGCAAAGAACAAUUGAUUACAUUUAUUUAAUAUGACAUAUGAUAUACUUCUGUAUUACUUCCAGAACUGGAAAAAAAAUGUUAAGAUUUACAUAUUGUGUGCAAGCAAUCAAAUUCUGGUAACAGUUGAGACUAAAAAGGUUUAAUAACAGCCAUUACACUUUUGAGACAUAUUCACUUAAUUAAGCAAAUUUAGCUAAUAGUGAGUAAGACCAGUGUUUGAGAAUUUCUACUUUGUCCUUUUUUAUCCAGUGUAGCAUUUCGACCUGAGUGUUUCAAAUCUCCAGAAAAGAACAGUAUUUGAAAAAUAUGACACCAUGCCCCACCCCCCCCACCCCCCCCCAUCAAGCACGCACAGUGAAACUGCUUUGAUAUGAAUUUAUAAAGUCAUAUCUCAUGAUAAAAUGUAUUCCGAUUUGGUGCAGAAUAUACAGUAUAUAACUGAAACAUAUAUUUAUAUAUAUAUAAAAAGGAUUUUGGGUGCAGUUCAGUUUGAUUAGUUUUAUGUAGAAUAUAGUUUCUUGUAAUAUGUUAAACAAUUAGAGUGAAUUCCAAUCUAAGUCCAUCUGAAAAGAAUGAAUAUAUGAAUGUUGAUUGAAGUUCCAUGUAGAAUCCAAAUAAAUAUUAUAUAUAUAUAUAUAUGUUGUCUAACCAAGAAUGUUCCCAUCAAAUGAGAUCCCCAUCAGGUAUUUGCAGUCAUAGAUCCCUUUAAGGAACUGACCUCUUGAUUCUUGAAUGUUGACAAAAGUAUAUUAUGUAUUUUUCAUACAGUUAUUUUUUGUUGUGAUUUCAGUAUAGCUGUAAUAUCUCAUAUUAUUUUAAGAAAGGCUAUAGAUACCAGAGUCAAAAUUUGUCUUCGGAGUAGGAUGUCAUACAGGACGUUUGCAGACAUUGUGCAAACACUGUGCAUUAUUUUCUUUCAAUGCCACAGAAUUAAUGACAUGAUAAUUAUGUGAACGUUAUGCCCUUUAAACCAACAGUGCAAUAGAUAGUGAUGUCAGCUUAUAUAAAAGAUAAAAACUGCAUCUGUUUCAUUAGUUAAAUGACCAAAAAUACGUAGCAAAUUUGACCACCAAUAUUGUCUGUGCCUUAUUCAGUAUCAAUAUUUAGUAAUACAGUAGUUUGAGCAUCUAUAAAUCAUCUGUCUUCGCCGAGUCAUUAUUUGAAAUUAAAUACAUCUAUUUUAUACAAGGUGGCUCAGAAGAAACUAUCCACUGGGCAAGAUAUCUGGAGAAAAACAGUGAAAUCUGGAGUUAGGGAAAGAUGCGGAAUGGAUGGGUGGUUUGAGAAGGAGAAAAAAAAAACGAAUCAAGCGGAUUUUUUUUUUUACCUGUACUUUAAGUUGAGGAAAUGAACAGAUAGAUAAAAAUACAAGUUAUAUAUUGUUUUUUUCUGAAAAAUAUUUGACAGAUAUUCAGAUGAAAUUUCUUCAGUUUAGUAUGGAUUCCACAAGAUGCUGAGCUAUUAUAUAAUUUCUUUAUACUGUUAAAGCCAGAAUACUGCCUUUUAUUUUUACUUGAAGUGACUUGAAUUCUGAGUAACUGCAAACGAUGAGCACACAUUUAAUUAAAUCUAAUUCUUUUACAAGACCUGGACAAUUCAAACCUUAGUCAAAGGUUGUCUCCCACAGACCUACCUGUAAGCUUUUGCUGUUACGUGAGGGAAUUAAGUAUGUGCAUAGGUCCAAGCGUCUGCUCUGAAAUGACUUGUUUCCGUGGUUGUUAAGUUUAAGCUGAAAUGUGAGUUAGUUAGUGUUUUGAUACUGUAUGACAGUAUUGUGGUAUAGAAUGUACCUUUGAUGGCCUAUACCCAUGAGAAUACAACAUAGAAUGGAACAGUGAAAGGAUGCAGGCACUCUGUUAUAUAUAAUGAGAAAUAUUUAUGUAAAUUCUCUAAUGAACUAGUUCCUUUAUAUUGCUGUACAAUUAUGGUCUUCCCAUUCUUAAUAAAAAGGCCUAAAAAUCUAUUUUUAUUUCUUAGUUAUUGAUUUAAGCAGGACACAGGACAGGACUGGACAGAUCCCUGAAAUGGAUUCAUUGCACACUAUUUUGUCAGAUCAUUUUUAUUAUUUGCUUAGUACCAUGAGACACUUAUCUGAAUAGUUUGUCGCCAUCUGUUCUUGACCAAAGGUAUUGUUUUUAAGGCAAGAUUCGGUAUGUAUUGAACAUAAUUAUGCUUCUCGUUUUAGCACUCAGACCCCUUGUGUUGAACAUGCUACAUACUAGCGAGCUGAUAUUGUUUGUUUUUGUUGUUUUUUUUUAAUCAAAGACCACUAGGGUGGCAGGUCGACAUUGACUCCAUGGUUGUUGUAUUUCAUGUCUGGGGUUUAUGUUCUAUAAUGAAUGGAAUAAUGUGAAAAAUAUCUGAGUGUAGAUCCUCAGCAUAAAAGCAUUUGUUUGCGAAUUGGCAAUGCUAACAUGAAAUUUGAUCCAUUAAUAUGUGUUAGAGAAUUUUAUUGUACCAGGAAAAAUAUACAAUUACCGCCUGAAAUAAAUGUUUGGCAAAGGUAAACAGAUCAAGUUUUACAAGUAAAGUUACUCAUGACUGAUAAUCACCGAUACAGUAAAUUUCUUUCAGGAGUAGCCUGACAGAUAUAAUGCUUAAUUGUUCUAUUUGGGUUGUUGAAUAAUGUGAGACAACCCUCCCCUUACAUUACAGGCUUAACCUAGAUGGGUAGGUUCUAGUAGUGACUAUUGUAUAUUAUAUUAGUUAAUAAUCAGGACUGGUAUGCCGUUCUUGUUCAACAGCUUUUAUAACAAAUGCAUUUUUUGUUAAAUUCCAUAAAUCAGACCUUCUGAUGUGCCAUAAAAUAACUUUGAUCCACUUAACUCAGAAAAUAAUACUAAAAGCACUACUUGGAGCAAUGCUCCUCUCAAAGAACGCCACUCACGUCAGUGCUGAAGCAGUGUGGAUGCUGCAGAGAUCCAGCAAACCCAUAAAUACACUAAUGUCACUUAAGCUAGCUUAAUCGAGGGUCUGGAGUAUGCCACAAAUUGAAUAAUCUUCUGUUACUGGUCAGAAUAACAACCUUCAUAACAUUUGCUUUUUUUCCCCGUGUUUAUUUUACUUAUAUAAAAUAAUAUGAUUUAACAUUUAUAGUAAUUGCAGUGUAUUUCUUGAACGAAUGAAACAACUAGAUUGGUGGGACACAUUAGUUACAAAUUUGGAACAAUCAAUUGACACAGCAGUUUUAUAUUGUGUUUUUUUUUUAUUCUACCCAGUGUUACAUUGUAGACAAUCUAAUUAGAAUAGGGCUGAAAUGUAGUAUGUCUUAACAUACUGGUAUUUUUUUGUAAAAAUUUUUCGGCAGUGUUAAUUCCCAGAAGCUUCCCAAUUCAAGCAAUUAGGCAUUUCAUUAGGAACUCUCCGAUACUCACUAGAGAAAUUAUCAGCUUUGUUUAUACCAGUCCUAAAAUUUCGAAAGGUACGGCAAUCCUGAAGUGAUUUAUGUUGAAAAUUUCAAGUAAAAAAACAUGCUUUUUUUGAAUAAAGGACCAAAUAUCCUAUUUUGGAAUGGUAUAUCGACAUUUCUUCUUUAAUUAUAAGAAAAACCAUCAUUUAAUUCCAAAUCGUAUUUUAAUUGCACACUGGGAAUUUUUUCCGAUACUGUGUGAGAACAAGGUCAAUCACAACUUGUGCAGGAGGGGUCAGCAUGAGUGAGGCUGUGGCUGGUAUAUGUUAUAUGUCGUCACAUAGCCAGUUCCCCUGAUCUCAGCUUAAAUAUCUAUUUCUGGUGAAUCUGUUAUAGAAAAAGAUUACUACUUUGCAUGAUUAAUUGUCUUGUCGAUGGGACACUAAUAAUGAGUAACAGUCACCGAUACAUUACAGACUAAUAUAAAUGAUGUUUUAUUUCGUUAAAAAGCCUGAGUCUGCAUCAUUCCAGCUUAGCACACUAGUCAAAGAGAUUAACUAAUAACUAAUACUUCAGCAUACUAACUCAGUGUAAACGUGAGUCCAGUUUGGCAUGACAUUCUCAGUGUCUCCUUAUUUAAUAACACAUUGUAAAUGUAACAUUACAAUUUUAGUACAAGAGAUCAGAGUCCCUGAUCAUUUUAAGACCGUAAACUGAAUUUUUAUUUUAACUUUUUCUAUAUCCCAUAUUUCUGGAAAAGACCCUUGUUAUUCAGUAUUGCCUAUAUUUUGUACUGUGUUAAAGAACCUACAGAUAUUUUUAUUGCCCAUCUUUUUGGCAUUCUCAUUCGUGAUUUCAUCUUGAAUUACAGAAAAUAAAUAAUAAUAAUAAUAAUAAUAAUAAUCUUGAAAACCAAGCUUUUGUGGUAUCUAAAUGGAAAAACCAAGUUUGCCCUUAAGAAUAUGCUGCAGUAUUUUUGUUUCAACUUGUAUCCUUGUGUUCAGAGAUGGUUUAAUUAUGUUUCUAUUGUUGUGAUGAAAUGAAACAAGUUUGUUAUGUUAUAACUGCUGUUUUGAGGUAGAUAGUAAGUGGAUUUAUUUAAAAAAAAUUGUGGGUGUUUGACUUGUCAGGAACACUGGACUGUGAGUGUGUUUCCAAAUAUUUAAUGACUAAGGACUACAAUUAAAGAACUAAACAUAAUCAUUGUGGAAAUCAACAUUUUUAUUCCCGUUUCCCACAAAGGCUGGAAAGCUACCCUGCUUCAGAGGGAACUGCUUAGAAUGAGCACUCAUCCUAACUACUCAAAUUUUGUCAGUACAAAAUUUGUCGGAGGGCAGGAUAUUUUUACCCCCAGUUCAUUUGGUUUGGCACUGGAAGUAUUGAUUAAAGUAAGCAGAGAUGACAUGUAUGGCACUGGUAUGAAUGACAUCCAGUUAUGGAGAUAAUCCAAAGCAAAACAAGUGGCAAAAUCUAUAUUCCCAACCGAAAUAGUUCUGCACAUGUGAUAAAGGUGAAAAAAAGAAAACCGUAUGUGACUAAUGAUCCCAUGACAAAGAAGUUCAGAGAUUUGCACUAGUCAGCUAUGUUUUCUUGGAUUAAUAGCAAUAUACUUGAGAGGAUAAACGCACUUGCAAAUCAAAUAAAUUUGGAACUCUGUAUUGCACUAUGAUAGUGCUGUGUAGAAGAUGACAUCUGAGAAGGAUUUUUAAUUUCUGCAUUGAUAUGUGAAAUCUGUAGUUAUACAUUUCAGGCAUGUUACCGUCGAGGUCUGUAUGAUGAUAUAUGAUAGCUUGAACACAUUAUUGAAUAAUUUUACUUUAUUUGCAAUUAAACCAUUAAUAGUACAAUAGGUAAAAUAGAGAACAAUAGAGUUGUGGGCACAUUAUUUUCUGUUUGUUUCCUCUAGUGAUAUGUUUGGACAAAUGGAACUGCACUUAAAUGCCUUUAGUGUAAUUACACUUAAUAAGAAUUUAAAAAUUGGAUGGACACCAAAAUAAACUUGUUAUGUAAAAGGAAUUUUUUAAAUUGCCUUUCACAGUAAAGUUUCUCUUCUCUGACUGAUGGAAGGAAAAAAAGUAAAUGGAUUUAAAGGCUUUCGAGAAAGAUUGAUAUAUAAAAUCAGUACACUCAUGAUCGCAAUGAUUUUUGUUGUUGUUGUUAAUAUCAUUAUUAUAAUUAUAAUUAUAACACUAAUAAUAAUAAUAAAAUAAUCUAGAAUGAAUAAAAUAGCAAUAGUAGCUAUCCUGUUAUUACAGCUUUGUGGUGUUGCUGAAUAACGAUGUUGCAGUUUGUCUAAAUCUGUUGCGUGUUUGAGGAAGCAAAGGUGCGUGCCUUCUUGUAGUUUUUUUGGUGAGCUUAUUGCUGUUCAGAAGCUGAAGCCAGCCAAUUGUGUUUGCACUAAAACCAAAUGCUUUUGUGAUGUAGAGUGUGUAAGUAAGCGUGUUGCUUCACUUUGACAGUAUGCAUGAGUAUGAAAUUGGCAAGUCCCAGGGCUAGGAGAAUCAUUUGUCGAAUCACUGCUUAGAAAAUCCCCAGAAAUAAUCUAUAUUCCAUGUCGUUUUUAGAUUUGGUACUAUCCCAUCUCAACAUAAAUAUUUAUACUGAUCUAUAAUUCCACUAAAAAUAAUUCCAUUCAAUAAAUAGUUGUGAUACAUUAAAAAAAAAAAAAGAUGAAAACAUGGUUUUUGUAUGAAAAUGCACUUACUGUUGUAAUAUAAUGUAUGAGGUCGCCUCAAGACCAUUGGCCAGUUUGUUUGGUUUAUUUAUGUAAUUAUAUUUUCUGUUGUAGACUUAUUUUCUUUGACAAAAAAAUUAGUUGAAGAAAAAAAACAAAAACAAAUGCUUUGUCUUUGAAAUGCACCUUAUUUAUGCUGAUCUGAAAGGAGCUGAUUGGCAGUCCAGUAUCUCUGUUUUAGUACUUUACUUCACAGCAUGUUUUACUUCAGUGUAUUCUUUGGUUGUUUUCAACAUUAUGCUUGUUUUACUAUACUGCCAUACAUAUUAAUAAAAAAAAACCUUUAUCUAUUUUCUAGAAAUAUUUAAAGGGAUGUGCCAAAGUGUUAGAGGCGAUCUCCCAAGUUCAUUUAAUUCAUUUGUUUGUACAUUCUUCCCUCUUUCUUUAGUUACAGCAAUGGUAUGUGCUUUAUAAAAUCAUACAUGUACACUCUAUAAGUGCGUUAAACAGUUUAUUUUAGCAACCGUAUCCUUACUUGACAUUUACACUUAGCCCUGUAUUUCACGUAUAUUUACUAGUGAUGUGUAUAUGUCAUAAUAAAGAAAAUUGCCGUAAUGCUUCAUUAUGUUACAUAUUAUUGUGACUUUUUUCGAAAUACUGUGAAGACUUAUCUUGCAUAUACUUUAUACAGAAGUAUUAAGCCUUAAUACAAAAGUCUAAAAAAAACUUGGUGUGGAAGAAUAAACUGAUUGUUGCUAAGUAAGGAUGAUUUUUUGUAAAUGUUACCAGCACUUUUUUGUAAUUUUCACUUUCUGAGGUAUUGUACAAGUUCACGCUGUUUGUGAAGUUUGAAUAUGAAGGAAUAAAAACUCUAGUACUUUCCUGUACAUUA